AAACCCCCGUGUCUCUCUCUCUCUCUCUCUCUACAUUUGUUGCAUUCUUCUGUUUAUAAGCUUCAAAAACUAAUCUCACUUACCUGCAUUAAAGUCCUACCUCGCUCCUGCUGUGGUCAUCAUUUCUAAUUUUAUUGGGUUUCAGGUCUAUAUUCUUCUUCUUUCCUUCUCACAGAGAGUGAACUCAUAUAGCCGAAAGGGUCCCCCAUCAGAGGAGAAAAAAGAGCCUUGUUUUGGGCAAAUUUCCCACAAAUCAGAAUGCUGAGAAGCUGAGAUUUCUUUGCAAUCUAAGGGAAGUAGAGGGAUUCAUUUUGCAAUGUUGUUGACUGGAAGAAAAACCCAGAAAAAUUGGAACUAGCAGCGAAGGAAAACAGUCCUAGCUGUAUGAAGUAGUGAAACAAUGAGAGAUGGAAGCACAAAGAAAAGCAAGCUUUCCUGGUCAAAAUCACUAGUUAGGAAAUGGUUCAAUAUCAAGAGCAAAACUGAGGAGUUUCAGGGAGGUGGAGCUGUUCAUGGGGGUCCUGAUGUGGAAUGGAGGAAUAGCUUCUCAGAUAGAGAGCCAAGUAGAAUUAAGAAAAGCAGAACAGAAAAGAUAGGCAAGAAUGUAGAGCGGGUUCGUCGGAGGAGAGUUGAUCUCAAUCAUCCCCAAAUUAUAAACGUGCAUAACUAUAGCAUGUUUGUGGCUACAUGGAAUGUGGGUGGAAAAUCACCAGAGAGUAAUUUGAAUCUGGAUAAUUUUCUGCAUUCCUCCCCUCCUGCAGACAUUUAUGUCCUAGGAUUCCAAGAAAUAGUUCCUUUGAAUGCUGGCAACAUUCUGGGUGCUGAAGAUAAUGGCCCUGCAAAAAAAUGGCUAGCUCUAAUAAGCAAAACACUAAACAAUCUUCCAGGAAGUAGUGGAGGUAGUGGGCGGUAUACGCCUUCUCCUAUCCCCAAUCCAAUUGCCGAAUCAGAUGCAGAUUUUGGGGGAUCAAUGAGGCAGAAGGCAUCCUUUUUCCCUCGUAGAUCAUUCCAAACAGCAUGCAGCUGGAGAACUGAAAAUGAUUCAUCAACCUCGCAGCCUCGCCUUGAUCGGCGAUACAGUGUAUGCGAUCGGGUUAUAUUUGGUCACAGGCCAAGUGACUAUGACCCCAAUUUCAGAUGGGGUCACAGGCCAAGCGAUUCAUCCUGGGGCCACAGGCCAAGCGACUCAUCCUGGAGUCACAGACCAAGUGACUCGUCUUGGGGUCACAGGCCAAGUGAUUCUUCUUUGGGUCACAGGCCCAGUGACUCUUCUUGGGGUCACCGGCCGAGCGAUUCUUCUUGGUGUCACAGACCUAGCGACUCUUCUUCAGGUCACAGACUAAGUGAUAUUUCCUGUGGUCACAGGCCUAGCGACUAUUCAAGAUGGGGUUCAUCAGAUGAUGAUUAUGGACCUUGGGAUUCUCAUAGCAACAUGUUGUUCUCACCAAUAUCUAAUACUGGUUCUGCGCCAAUGGAGGAUGGUUACAGAUUUCCAGGGCACUCAAGGUACUGCUUGAUGCUGAGUAAGCAAAUGGUUGGCAUUUUCCUCACGAUAUGGGUUAAAAGUAAUCUGAAGGAACAUGUUCGCAACAUAAAAGUAUCUCGUGUUGGAAGAGGAUUGAUGGGGUACCUUGGCAAUAAGGGAUCCAUUUCAGUCAGCCUGAUGUUGCAUCAAACAAGCUUUUGCUUUGUAUGUAGUCAUUUGAGUUCAGGACAGAAGCCGGGAGAUGAACUACGGAGGAAUGCUGAUGUUAUGGAAAUCCUAAAGAAGACAAGGUUUCCACGAGUUCAUAAUGAGGGCCAAGAUAAAUCCCCAGAAACAAUCCUUGAGCACGAUCGGAUUAUUUGGCUUGGUGAUCUGAAUUAUCGAAUUGCCCUAUCUUAUCGGUCUGCAAAGGCGCUUGUUGAAAUGCAAAACUGGAGGACAUUGUUACAACAUGACCAGCUACGGAUAGAGCAGAGACUGGGUCGUGUUUUCCAUGGAUGGAAUGAAGGAAAAAUAUAUUUCCCACCAACAUACAAAUAUUCAAAUAAUUCGGAUAGAUAUGCAGGGGAUGACAUGCACCCAAAGGAGAAGCGGCGCACACCUGCAUGGUGUGAUAGAAUUUUAUGGUAUGGAGGUGGCCUUCAUCAAUUAUCCUAUGUCCGUGGGGAAUCUAGAUUCUCAGACCAUAGACCAGUUUAUAGUAUAUUUUGGGCUGAGGUGGAGUCAUACCAAGGUCGCUUGAGGCGAAGCAUGAGUUGUUCCAGUUCCAGGGUUGUGGAGGAGCUGUUGCCAUACUCUCACGGAUAUACUGAUCUCUGUUUUUUCUGAAAGACUGGGAAUUAAUUCUGUAUUUGAAACUGUACAGUUAUGCUUGGGGAUCCAUCACGAUGGGCUGUCUUCAUUAAUGGGUUAGAAGGAAUUCAAGUUUGAAGCCUGAUGGAGACAUGUCUAUUGCUCACUAACCAAAAAAGUGUAUAUAUUUGCAUUUUGCUAGCUAUAUAACUUCACAUGAUCCAAUUUGGCAUUACUGAAUGAUCAACAUUUGUUCGUUGCUGAGCAACAUACAUUUUGAAGCACAAUUUGGCAAUCUGAUUGGUGUUUUCAAUUUCCUCGCAAGCAUUUAAAUUUGGAUGAACUCCAACCAAUCAAGACAGAAUUUCCAAGUUGGUAAAUCAGGAUUGUUUUAUUCUUUAUUUGUUUCUGUAGAACAAAAAGAGAGAGCCUAAAUAAUUAUUUGAAUUGUCACCUUUCUCUUUUAAAUGAAAGGACAAGAGCUGAUUCUACUUGUUGAGUGAUGGAAGGAUACAAACUGGAAAUGCUUCUCUUGUUCUGUUGUUGUUAAUGAUUUUACUGAAAAGGUGUUUUUUUU
Diospyros lotus (date-plum) is the source of this 2855-nucleotide messenger RNA. RefSeq names its product type IV inositol polyphosphate 5-phosphatase 7-like. Gene Ontology annotation, molecular function: phosphatidylinositol-4,5-bisphosphate 5-phosphatase activity; inositol-polyphosphate 5-phosphatase activity; phosphatidylinositol-3,4,5-trisphosphate 5-phosphatase activity. Gene Ontology annotation, biological process: phosphatidylinositol dephosphorylation. The record is from RefSeq and is a predicted model, not a curated record. The transcript is spliced from 14 exons. NCBI's taxonomy places the organism in Eukaryota, Viridiplantae, Streptophyta, Magnoliopsida, Ericales, Ebenaceae. The coding region runs from base 401 to 2314 and encodes 637 amino acids.